Messenger RNA from Nicotiana attenuata, 2441 nucleotides. Its product is annotated as serine/threonine-protein kinase tricorner. The coding region runs from base 451 to 2094 and encodes 547 amino acids. Gene Ontology annotation, molecular function: ATP binding; protein serine/threonine kinase activity. Gene Ontology annotation, biological process: intracellular signal transduction; peptidyl-serine phosphorylation. The record is from RefSeq and is a predicted model, not a curated record. The transcript has 14 exons. Lineage: Eukaryota; Viridiplantae; Streptophyta; Magnoliopsida; Solanales; Solanaceae.
UCUCUCUCUCACACAGUAUGUGUGUGUCUAUGGUGAAUUGAUGCCACCAAAGCACAACACAAAGUGGUCAUCCCCACUCCCACACAACUCUUCAUUCUUCUUCUUCAACUAACACAAUAUCUCUUUCCCUUUUUUUUUUUUUCAGUUUCCCACUUUAGGGUUUUCUUUCUUUCCCUUUUUUAACAAUUCAACUGUAUUAUAUCCCACAACUAACCUAUCUGAUUCACUUGUUACAAAAAUACUCAUUUUUUCCUUUCUGGGUCUUGUUGAUUUGGUACAGAGCUACCAGAAUUUACUCAUUUUGAAGCAUUUUUGAGAGCAUUGAAUUGGCUCCUUGUGGUGCUUUGAAGCUUGGCGUAUAAUUGAUUUCUCGUAGAAGGAAGACAAAAUUGCGCUUGCAGACUUCUUUGUGAUUAUUGCUUCCUAUCUUUAGUAAGUUGAGUAAGGCGGAUGGAGACUGCGAAACGGUGGUUCAGCAAGCUUGGCAAAAAAGAUAAGCCCAAGCCUCCGAAGAAGCAGGAAACUACUACUAGUAAUGGGAAAGAAGGGUCAAAAUGGUCAUCACAUGAGGAAACACCUUCAACUGCCACUAAACAGAAAGCUGCAGCUGCCAAGCAGUACAUAGAAAAGCACUACAAAGAACAAAUGAAGAGCUUGCAGGAGCGCAGAGAGCGGCGCAAUAUGCUUGAAAAAAAAUUAGCUGAUGCUGAGGUUUCUGAGGAAGAGCAGAACAAUUUACUGAAGUACCUUGAGAAAAAGGAGACAGAAUUUAUGCGCCGUCAAAGGCAUAAAAUGGGUGCUGAUGAUUUCGAGCCUUUGACAAUGAUAGGAAAGGGUGCAUUUGGGGAGGUUAGGAUAUGUAAGGAGAAGGCAACUGGUCAUGUCUACGCCAUGAAAAAGCUUAAGAAAUCAGAAAUGCUUCGUAGAGGCCAGGUUGAACAUGUUAAAGCAGAAAGGAAUCUGCUUGCUGAAGUUGAUAGCAAUUGCAUUGUUAAGCUAUAUUGCUCUUUCCAAGAUGAGGAGUAUCUUUAUCUAAUAAUGGAAUAUCUUCCUGGUGGAGAUAUGAUGACUUUGCUGAUGCGCAAAGAUACUUUAACAGAAGAUGAGGCCAGGUUUUAUGUUGGGGAGACAGUCCUUGCUAUAGAAUCUAUCCAUAAACACAAUUAUAUUCACAGAGAUAUCAAGCCGGAUAACUUACUACUUGAUAGAAAUGGGCACAUGAAGUUAUCAGAUUUUGGAUUAUGUAAACCACUGGACUGCAGUAAUCUUCAGGAAAAGGAUUUCACAGCGGCAAGUAAGUUAAGUGGUGCUCUUCAAAGUGAUGGACGCCCAGCCCCUCCAAGACGCACUCAACAGGAGCAACUGUUGCAUUGGCAGAAGAAUAGGAGGAUGCUUGCUUAUUCCACUGUUGGAACACCUGACUACAUUGCUCCAGAGGUUUUACUGAAGAAAGGAUAUGGAUGUGAAUGUGAUUGGUGGUCACUUGGUGCUAUCAUGUAUGAAAUGCUCGUGGGAUAUCCACCAUUCUAUUCCGAUGAACCUAUGUCCACCUGUAGGAAGAUAGUAAAUUGGCGGACUCAUCUUAAAUUUCCUGAAGAAGCAAAACUAUCUCCUGAAGCAAAAGAUCUCAUAUGUAAACUCCUGUGUAAUGUAGAACAGAGACUUGGGACCAGGGGUGCUGGUGAAAUAAAGGCUCACCCAUGGUUCAAAUGUGUUGAAUGGGAUAAACUUUAUCAAAUGAAGGCUGCAUUUAUUCCAGAAGUUAAUGACGAGUUGGAUACUCAGAAUUUUGAGAAGUUUGAAGAGGGUGACAAUCAAAUUCCAACAGCGGCAAAAUCAGGUCCUUGGAGGAAGAUGCUUCCCUCAAAGGAUGUCAACUUUAUGGGCUACACUUACAAAAACUUUGAGAUUGUGAAUGAUAAUGAUGUUGCUGGAAUGGCUGAACUGAAGAAGAAGAGUAACAAAGCUAAGAGGCCAACUGUGAAGGCGCUUUUUAGUGAGGAUUCGGAUGCAUCCAACUCUCAACCUGCUCACGGGAGUUUCCUUAAAAUGUUACCUCCACACUUGGAAUCGUCAAAGCAAGCUGAACUAUAGCGUCCAAACUAAUCUGUUAAUAACUGUAUGACCAUAGUGAACAAAGCAAAACAUGCAACGUUCCCUCUGUUAAGUGAAGCUGUUGUGUUUUAACAUAGGUGUAUUUCAAGUGUAAAGUAUCCACGACGAAGGCAGUUUUGCAAAUCUGUAACUGCCUUGGUUCAUAGUUGCGCUUGUUUUGUGUAAAUUAUUUCUUGGAAGUACAUAUCAUUCUUUUUGUUGCUAGUCUGUAAUUUUCUCUCCUCAGCUGCAGAAACUUGCACCCUUGUUCUUGUAAUCUCUUCCACUAUGAGUUUAUUUAUUUCAAUAGCCUAUCUCAAAAGAUGAAAGUUUUAGUUUGAGUUCUA